AUGGUAGGUCACCCACGUUUCACAACUGUAGAAGCAAGCGGGUCUGAACACUGCAUUGUAGGCCUGGAUGUCUUUCUGGAGGUAGUGAUGAGUAAAGACAUGCUGAAACAAUUUCCCAAGGGCGGCACUUGCACACCAGAUCCUGUGCUGGAUCUCCUCAUCAAUUUUCGCUCUCUGAGAGAGUUGGCUACCAAGAUCUCCAUCAACAUUUAUGUAAUCAUCCUGUUUGACACAGGACUUGCUGGACUGCAGCGACAUGUUUUUGGAAAGUCUGGAAAACUCAGUGCACGUGCAUUUUCUGAUGAAGAGCUUCCCCAAAGAAAUGAGCAACAGUUCGAUGGUGGUGUGAAGCCAAAACUUAACAUAAAUCAAGUAGCAAUUACUCAGAUUGUCAACUACAACUUGAGCAGAAGAGGACAAUCAGAAAGAGAAUCUUGGGGGACUUUCACUCACAGUCACCACAGCCCUGUAAAUGUCACAGUUAAUGGAAUUCCCUGCAUUCUUUUCUGGGCCAAAAGGAUAAUGAUUAAAUUUAAAAACCACACUCAGCUGGACCUGACUGAGAAGACGUUUGGCGUUCAUGCGACAGUAGACGUUGGGGAUUCUAACUGCAGUGAAGACAGUGCAACGCUUUCACUCAAGUUUGGUGAUGUUGACAAUCUGAAAGAUCUUGUUAUUAGAUUCUUAUUGACAAGCAGUUAUUACAAGCUGUCUGUUCAGAACUGGUUUAGUUUACAUAGAGUACAGAUUCUUUACAAUCAUUCUAUACAAGCAACGUUUAAUGCAACCCAAAUAUAUGCUCCAGCAAGUUAUUCCUAUCAUUGUGAACAUGUGAGUAGCUUGCAGAGGUAUGAUGCACUCCUGAUGCCCAGCUCUGCAAAUGAUGUAUCCAGGCUUUGGGAAGUCACUUUUAUCGAUUUCCAGAUUCAAGGCUUUAAUAUUGAAGAAGGACAUUUUGCUUAUGCCAAGGAUUGUGCAUCCUUUUUCUCACCAGCAAUUCUUAUGGGGUUGGUUAUGUCAUUAAUUCUGCUUCUGGUCCUGGCUUAUGCUCUCCAUAUGUUGAUCCACUUAAAGUCUCUUGACAGGCACUAUGAAUGCAAAGCCUCUCCUGCCUAUUUUGGACAAAUGAAAGACAGUGACAUGGCAGAUGAAAAAGAACCACUGAGAAACAAUGGAAAUGAAUCCUAUGAACUUAGAAACCAAGAGUUCUGUAAAAUCUAUAUUUAGCAGUGUUUGACUGCCUCCUUCAAGCGGUCACUCUUUUUCUGUAUUUUUUUCUGUCCUGUUUAGCUUGUGCAUUAGCUAAACAUUUCCAUCAAAUGACUUAAUUCAAUCAUUAUAUAUACGUUAUGUAUCAGA
Messenger RNA from Gavialis gangeticus (Gharial), 1359 nucleotides. RefSeq names its product ATPase H+ transporting accessory protein 1 like (gene ATP6AP1L). Gene Ontology annotation, cellular component: proton-transporting V-type ATPase complex. The transcript has 8 exons. Lineage: Eukaryota; Metazoa; Chordata; Crocodylia; Gavialidae. The record is from RefSeq and is a predicted model, not a curated record. The coding region runs from base 1 to 1227 and encodes 408 amino acids.